Molecule: messenger RNA, 2171 nt
Organism: Cuscuta campestris
Lineage: Eukaryota; Viridiplantae; Streptophyta; Magnoliopsida; Solanales; Convolvulaceae
Source: the annotation of a GenBank genome assembly
GGAGUGUGGGAGCUAAAAUUUCUAAUUUUUUAAUACUCCCUCCGUCCUGGAGUAUUCGUCCAGUUUUGACUUUUGGAACUGUUCAUCUAAGCACUUUGACUCAUCAAAUUCUCUCAAUGUGUAAGCCUAAAUAUAGUCAUGUGUGAUCUUGUUUGAUUUGUCUUAACAUAUAGAUUAUUAAUAUAUAAUUUCUAUAAUUUUUUAAUAUACAAAUUACAAGAUAAAAUGGAUUAAAGAAGUGUAUUGGAUGGCUCCACCCCACCCCCACCCCCACCCCUGCAGUCUGUACGCACGCACGCACGGGCUGGCCUGAUUACCCCCCCAUACCCUCUAUAUAAACAGGCGCACACGCUUGUAUCUUGAUGACUCAAUAGAGCAGAAAGAAAGCCCCCCCUCCAUUCUCCCCAUCUUACCCCUCUGUCAGAACUUGAAGCUUCUUCCUUCGGCAGCCAUUAAUGGAUGUCUUCUUUGCCGUCUUUGUGCUCUGCAUCCUCAGCAGCGCUCUUUUGAAAUGGAACGAGUUCAGGUUCAAGAAGAAAGGGCUCCCCCCUGGCACCAUGGGCUGGCCACUCUUCGGUGAAACCACUGAUUUCUUGAAACAAGGCCCCAUCUUCAUGAAGAACCAGAGAAGGAGAUAUGGGAGUUUCUUUAAGUCACACAUACUCGGGUGCCCGACGGUGGUUUCAAUGGAUCCAGAGGUGAACCGAUACAUACUGGUGAACGAGGGGAAAGGGCUCGUCCCGGGCUACCCUCAGUCCAUGCUUGACAUUCUUGGGAAGUGCAACAUUGCAGCUGUUCAUGGCUCUGCUCACAAGCACAUGAGAGGGGCAUUAUUGUCUCUCAUCAGCACUUCCAUGAUCAAAUCCCACCUCUUGCCUAAAAUUGAUGACUUCAUGAGAUCCCAUGUUAGCUCUUGGGAUGGCAAAGUCAUUGACAUCCAAGAACAAACAAACAAGAUGGCAUUUCUAUCAUCAUUGAAGCAGAUUGCUGGGAUUGAAUCAACCUCCAUAGCAGCAGAGUUUAUGCCGGAAUUCUUUAAGCUUGUAUUGGGGACACUUUCGCUUCCCAUCAACCUCCCAAACACAAACUACCAGCACGGGCUGCAGGCCAGGAAGAACAUUGUGAGGGUGCUGAGGAAACUCAUAGAGCAGAGAAGAGAGUCUGGGGAAAGGCAAGAAGACAUGCUUGGGUUCUUGAUGAAUGAAGAACAGAACCGGCACAUGCUUAGUGAUGAUGAGAUGAUCGACUUGAUCAUAACGCUUUUGUACUCCGGGUACGAGACUGUUUCUACUACCUCCAUGAUGGCUGUCAAGUAUUUGAGUGAUCACCCACAUGUUCUUGAUGAGCUAAGAAAAGAACACACUGCAAUUAGGGAGAAGAAAGGGCCGAGUGAUCCGAUCGAUUACAAUGACUUCAAAUCGAUGCGAUUCACACGCGCGGUGAUCUUUGAGACGUCAAGACUAGCCACAAUAGUGAAUGGAGUCUUGAGGAAAACAACUCAAGAUAUAGAACUUAACGGUUAUGUGAUACCCAAAGGAUGGAGGAUAUAUGUGUACACAAGAGAGGUCAAUUAUGACCCUGAACUGUAUCCUGAUCCACAUACUUUCAAUCCUUGGAGAUGGCUGGAUAAGAGCACAGACAACCAAAAUCACUUCUUGAUCUUUGGAGGAGGGACUAGGCAGUGUCCUGGAAAGGAGCUUGGCAUUGCUGAAAUCUCAACAUUUCUUCACUAUUUUGUAACCAGAUACAGAUGGGAAGAAGUGGGAGGAGAUAAGCUGAUGAAAUUCCCAAGAGUUGAAGCACCCAAUGGACUGCACAUCAGGGUUUCAGCCUGCAAAUAAUAUAUAUUCAAAAUAUAUAUAUAUAUAUAUAUAUAUAUAUAUAUAUAUAUAUAUAUAUUGUACAUAGUGAUGAUGAUGAUGAUGAUGAUGAAGAAGAAGAAGGGAGAAUGUGAAUAUAUGAAAUGAAGAAGAGCGCAAUGGAUGUACAAAGUUGAGGUCCCCCAUCUAUCUAACACAAAAAUAUAAUGUAUGUGAAUUAUGAUCAGAUCAGAGUGUAACCCAUUUUUUUGCAGAGGAAAUAAUUAGAUCUCUUUGAAUUGGCAUGUUUAUUUAGUUGCUUUCUAUCUUCAAAGCUAGCUCCUGUAAUGGCAAUAUAUGCACUGUUUAUCC